Molecule: messenger RNA, 1991 nt
Organism: Rubroshorea leprosula
Lineage: Eukaryota; Viridiplantae; Streptophyta; Magnoliopsida; Malvales; Dipterocarpaceae
Source: the annotation of a GenBank genome assembly
GGGGUGUUUCUCCAAAAACCAAUGGAGGGUCUAGAGUUUAGGGGCCAAUUCAUGAUGCCAUCUCAUUUCCUACCCCCACUUCGGUGAUCUUGCACGUCAACAUUUUUCCCGACGCGUAUACGAAGCCAGGUUUUGGAAAACUUACCGUUUCAAUCGGGGUCGGUAUGGUGCAACAUUCUUGAUUGAUUUGAUUGCUUGUUUCCUGGGAAAUCAAAUCGACCCAUGAAAGGAAGUUGCGUCAAUUUCAUUGUGGGUUCCUGUUCCUUUGGAAAUUUGACUCAUUUUUUCCCUCUUUUGACUCACUCCGAUGAAGAAAAGUCUGCAUCUUUGUCCUCAAUUUAAAGUUAUUCGAGUCAAAUAUCUGAUCCCAUUUUUUAAUUCUUUCUGGGGAUACCGGUCGUCCUUGGAGAAAGAAUAAAAAAGAGCUUUUUAUAUUUUUGGGUUCUGGUUCAAUACUGACAAUAGAUCUCUCUCCUUGCUUUUGUAGAACAACCCUAGAAGGUGUUGUUUGCAGAAAAUAAGGUAAAAUUUUUUAAGGUUGUUGUCUUGUGAUCGUUGUUGUUAUGUCCGGGGCUGCAGGGCAGGCUGUGGAGCAUGUUUGCUUGCCCAAGAUGGAGGCAAAGUCCAAACCCGGAUGUUGUAAUCCCGUCAAGAAAUCGGGACCGGUUACCAUGGAUCAUGUUCUAUUGGCAUUGUGUGAGACCAAGGAAGAGAGGGAUAUGAGGAUCAGGAGUUUGUUCGAUUUCUUUGAUGCAGCAAAUGUUGGGUUUUUGGAUUAUGCCCAGAUUGAAAAGGGUCUGUCUGCCUUACAGAUUCCGGCAGAGUACAAGUAUGCCAAGGAUCUGUUUAAAGUUUGUGAUGCUAACAGAGAUGGGCGUGUGGAUUAUCAAGAAUUUAAGAGGUACAUGGAUGUCAAGGAACUUGAGCUUUAUAGGAUUUUUCAAGCCAUUGAUGUGGAGCAUAACGGAUGCAUUUUGCCUGAGGAGCUUUGGGAUGCGCUGGUUAAGGCUGGUAUACCAUGCUUUUCAUGAUUUUGUUAUUGAUAUUUUCUUUUCAUUUGUUUGAUUGGUUUGUGAUGUAGGUGAACCUGAUAGGUUGAUCAUAUGCUUACUAUUUGAAUAAUUGCAUUUUAUUUUUGAAUUUUAAAAUUCAUUUCCAAUAGAAGCACCUGUUAAUAGCUUCUAUUGUAAACAUAAUAUCUUUUAACUACUCUUGUAGGCUGUUAAAUAAGAGGCUGCAGCUUAGAUUGUAAAGGAAUUUGCCUCUUGCAGUCUUGUUUGAUGGUGUUUGUAGGGGGAUUGGCAUGUCCUGAUCUGGUUUAGGACGCAAUUGAAUUGAGUUUUCAUUAGCUAAAUAAUAUCUUAUGGUUGGAUCUGGUUAUGGUUUUUUGGGAGUUUUGUUUGAGGGCAUGGCGUCUCUGAAUGUUGGAUGGAAUUGGCUUUUAGUCCUAUCCUCCGUGUCUGGCUGCUUUUUCUUGCAAACCUGUGAUCAAUAUCUAAUCUUGUGAAUAUUAUUUGCUCUUCGUGAUUGUGAUAAUUGUUUGAAUACCUAAAACUUGGAUCCUUCUCUGAAGGGAUAGUUGCUUGAUAACUGUAAAAUCGAAUCAUUUUUUGGAUAGUUGCUUGAUGACUAUAAAAUUGAAUCCUGUUUGGCUCUAUGUAAAUGAAAUAAUGACUGAAGGGAAAAUGGGUUGUUGACCAUUUGAGAGUGCAUAACGUUGUGCAAUAUGUCUGCAGCCAAGCAACAUAAGUUUGUGAAGUGGAGACUAAUCACAUGAUAAGAUAUGUUCAGUAGAGCCUGCUUCCUCUCUUUUGGCUUGCAGAUUCCAACCACCUGCAGACCAGAUAAUGUGGGACUAGGCAUAUUUAUUAUCUUGCUUCAUAGCAAACUUCUGUUAAAAUGUGCAAUCUUGCUGCUUCCUUCAUCAAUGGAUGUAUGUGUAUUCAUGCUCAAAUUUCUGAAGAGAUUUGAAAUAGAGUAUGCUUAGGUGU